Messenger RNA from Drosophila navojoa, 2524 nucleotides. It is a transcript of the gene mars, whose product is annotated as guanylate kinase-associated family member mars. The record is from RefSeq and is a predicted model, not a curated record. Gene Ontology annotation, biological process: mitotic spindle organization; chromosome segregation; signaling. Gene Ontology annotation, molecular function: microtubule binding. Gene Ontology annotation, cellular component: spindle pole centrosome; nucleus; cytoplasm. NCBI's taxonomy places the organism in Eukaryota, Metazoa, Arthropoda, Insecta, Diptera, Drosophilidae.
UUCGAAAUAAACAAAACAAAACAAGCUACAAGUAAAAUACAAUUGGAGUCAUACUGCCAACGAUGGAAAAUCAUAGAAACUUAUUUAAGGUGACAUCUGGAGAUUUAAGACGCCAAAACUAUAUUGAAUCUAACCGCGAGCACCGUCGCGUUGCUCGAUGCAAAAAGCGCGAGGAUCUAUUUCAAAAAAAUCGCAGUACAAGUCUCAUUCAAACACUGUCGGAGGCGACCCUAGAAAAGCAAGUGAAGUUAAAUAAUCUGCAGUUCUCAGCUGCAAAUAUCGACCAGGAAAAUAAACUUUCUUCGCAAAAUGAAAUUUCCACGAAUAAUAAAAUGUCAAAACGUCAUGCUAAUUAUUUGCAACGCUUUCUCAAAUGGAAAUCGAUUGAUAAGUACCAAGCUUCCGAAAAACACGGCAAUGGAUGCAAGAACAGGCAAGCCUUAUCGCAGCCAACUGCAUCAAUUGAAUCAGAGAAGGAGGACAAAAGACGCUCACUAUAUGUUUUUAACAAUAUACCAAAGAGCCCAUCAACAGCAAAAAAUUGCAAAUAUCCAGAUAUAAAUAAGAUAUCAACAGUGCCAUUCUCUUUUCAACAAAAUUUUGAAAAGAAACCCGAGAAAUCGUUAGCUUCUGCCGCUCCUCACACUACAAAGAAAAAAACACCUGCAAAUCGGACAAUAAAUUCUUCUAUUGCAAAUGUUGUGAAGUCAAACCAGCUAAUAGAUGAAGUAAAACCAUUUGUUUUUGGAGCGAAACAGCAAGAGGUUAAAGCAAAGCCUCAGUCUGGACUAUCGAAUCGGCCUGCGGUAAAUCCCCUGAAAGUAGCAGGUGAACCUAUAAGGGAAAAGCCUGCAAUUCAAAUUAAGCGAAAUCGACUACCGGCAAAACCAACAGUACGAUCAGUUAAAAGCACAAUUGCACAAAAUGGUGUGACCAAUUUGUUCGAAUCACCCGCAACUAGAGCAAACUCUCGAGGAGGUCGUGCUGUCCAACUGAAAACAUUGGUACAGAGAAGGGGUGUUAACCCUCUAUCCUCAGAGCUGUCAGUACGCAUGAAGGCUGAAAACCCACACUGCAGACAAAACCAAAUUAGACAGAAGCUUUCUACAAAAUUGAAUCUUCAAGAAAUAUGCAAUUUAAAGACACCAUUCACUUCUGACCUUAGAGCACAGGCAACAAGUCAGAAGAAGUCAUACAAGAAUGACGCCAAUAUAUUUAAGUCAAACGGAGACACUUUCAAUAAAUCUACUAUGGCAAGUUGGGAGCCAAAUGGGGCACCUCAUGCCGCCAAGAAGCAGCUGUCGCCUUUGCCGUCGAAAGUAUUGGAGUUAGAGAGCAGUCUGAACGCAGGAAAGGAUGAAAUUGCUACUUUGGCUCACAACAAUUCAGAAACUCCCGUUGCAGUACGUCGCAUAUUGGACACUGUUACAUACUUUCGAUUCCAGCUGGAUAAUGAAAUUAAACGCCUUCAUUGCCUCUGCGAUGAAUGGAAUUUGUAUAGCAACAAAAAUGAAGAGCGACUUUUAGAGACUGGGGCUAAGGAUAGUAUAGAUGCGGCUAUUGGGCAAACUAAAUUGCUUACUAGCAAAAAAUUUAUGCAGUUCAAAGGUCUAAUUGAUCGCUGUGAAGCAGGAGCUACAGGAAGAGAUCAGCUUCCAAAUGAUGGCAGCGAGGCUUCUAAGCCCGUCUUUGUUGAUGACUUAGAGGGGUGGUGGGAUAUGUUGCGCUUGCAAAGCGAAAAUGUAGAUAAGCGAUUUGAUAAUCUGCAGCGCUUAAAAGCAAAUAAUUGGAUUGAUCCAGACACAGAGACGUUGCCUAAAGCAAAACCUAAAGCAGGCCCAAUAACUAAGCGAAAGACCGCCACUAAGCCAAGCAGCGACUUAAGAUCUUUUUUGCGUAAGGCAUUUGCAGAAAAUCGAAAAAAACAAGCAGCUCAAGAGAUUGCCGAGGAAAGCAAUCAGUUGAAUCAAACUCCGAAACGUUGCUCACAGUAUCGUCACAUUUUUGUUCGCGAUCGCAAAUCGUUUUCACCAGUUCCUACCGUGCUUCGCGUGUCUAAUGGCAGUGCAAAGCGUGGGUCAACGGGAGUAAAAAGUUUACUAAAGUCUGCUAUUAUUGGCGCAACGGAGCACUUAGCUCGUGAGCAAGUGACACCAACCAGAGAGCAGCCAAUAUCUAUUUUAAAAACGCCAGGAACCAAGAGACGUCAAUCUACGACCAAUCGAAAUGUCAUAUUCAGCGCAAAAAAAAAGGUUCGUCGUUUCCAGUUCACAUUUGAGGAAGGUAAUGUCAGUGGAGAUGAGGUGGACCUGCGAUCUGCGAAAUUAGAUGACUGUGAGGAAGACAUGAGCUUGGAGAGAGUCUCUUUGCACGACGGCCAGUCAGUAACUUCAACGAUUGGGGAGAAUUGUCCGAUUACGCCUAGAACUUAUUCACUGCGUAAUCGUGUAAUAAAACUUAGGCCGUCAUCGGAGUUUAUGUAAAAUAUUCUGGACCGUUGAAAAUGUAUAGUCAGCGUAUAAUG